Messenger RNA from Cotesia congregata, 792 nucleotides. NCBI's taxonomy places the organism in Eukaryota, Metazoa, Arthropoda, Insecta, Hymenoptera, Braconidae. The record is from the annotation of a GenBank genome assembly.
AUGUCUAACCUGAAAGAUUUUUCAUUCAUUGGUGGUUUACAAAAACAUAUUGAAAUUGUAAAAGAAAUGAUUUUAUUUCCUCUUGUUUACGGUGAAUUAUAUUCUAAAUUCAAUUUGAAACCACCAAGGGGAUUGUUGUUUUAUGGCCCACCUGGAACUGGAAAAACACUAGUGGCGAGUGCUUUAGCAAUCGAGUGCAGUAACUCAGAACGAAAAGUUGCAUUUAUAUCACGGAAAGGCUCUGAUUGCCUCAGUAAAUAUGUCGGUGAAAGUGAAAGAAAACUUCGAAAAAUAUUUCAUACUGCUCAACAAACAAAACCCUGUAUUAUUUUUUUUGAUGAAGUUGAUGGAUUAGCUCCAACAAGAUCAAGUCGACAAGAUUUUGUUCAUGCCAGUGUUGUAUCAACUCUUUUAGCACUGAUGGACGGCUUAGAUAAUAACUCAGAGAUAAUUGUCGUUGGUGCAACGAAUAGAUUGGAAGCGAUCGAUCCCGCGUUGAGAAGACCAGGCAGGUUUGAUCGAGAACUAUACUUCCCGCUGCCCUGUUAUAUUGCUAGGAAAGAUAUUUUGUCGGUUUAUGUUAAGAAUUGGAAACAAAAACCUUCAGUAAAAUUUUUAGCAUACUUAGCAUCAAAAACAGUUGGAUACUGUGGUAGUGAUCUUCAAGCUUUAUGUGCAGAAGCAGUAAUGUGUUGUGUUAGGAGACACUAUCCUCAAAUUUAUUUGUCUAAGACUAAAUUGAAUAUCAACGAAAAAUCAUUAAAGGUCAGUUUUAUAAAAUAUUAUUUGUGA